CGGCGUUGCACAUGCGCCUGCAGCGGAGUUAAAUACAGUCAAUCCCCUUGUUUUGUUUUGUUUUCCGUCUGAGCACACGAUCUCUUACUUUUCUUGCUUUUCUUGCUUCGUUGUUGAGUUGAUUCAAGAUAAUCUACUACCAACUACACACCACCUACACGAACCGUCCAUCGAACAACCCCGCGAACAACCCGCGAACCGCACCUCACCCCUCACUUAAUCUCAAUAAAAUGGCCAGCCGCAUCCUCCCGCUCAUCAUCCUCGUCGUGGUCGUCGGCAUCCUCGCCGUCGUGGGAUUCAUCGCCUACAGCAUCGUGCAGGAUGUCUCGGAUAAGACACGGGACAAGAUGGAGAAGAAAAACGUCAUGUUCACCAGGGACGGGAUGAAGGUUGGCGUCAAGGAGGUUAAUGAGGAGGACUAUGUUGAUCGGAGUCAGAGUAUCCUCGUCAACAUGUGGAACCACACUUCGUUCCCGGCAUACAAGAGUCGGCUUUGGGAUAUGACGGGCGCUUCUUCUUCGUCUUCGAAUGGGAAUGGAGGGGAUGCUCAGCAGAGGAGGGGACACUCCUCGCAGUGACUAUCGAAACGUCUCUUUAAACCCCGACGCGCGAAAACAUGGAUUACAGUUGAUGGGUUGUUGAUGGAACCUUAGUCCCGAUCGAUCGGUUGGUCGGUUCAUCGAUUCAUAAUCGGAUUGAGAUUGAAAAUGUAUAUAUGCUACGGCUGAGGAUAGGAUAU
Molecule: messenger RNA, 739 nt
Organism: Aspergillus versicolor CBS 583.65
Lineage: Eukaryota; Fungi; Ascomycota; Eurotiomycetes; Eurotiales; Aspergillaceae
Exons: 4
Coding region: 231-578 (115 amino acids)
Source: RefSeq, a predicted model, not a curated record